UUUGUCACGACCCGUUGGGCCCGAUUGUCCAAAAAUGUGCCCGAUCGUCUGUAAUUAGUUUUUUGACAGUGAAAAUCAAAUAAUGCAGAUGCUUAUUGAAUGUCCGAACAGUGAUUUAUUAAAAGGAUAAAAGAUUAAUGUUACCAUACAUUUAUACUUGGACUAGCUGAUUCGAUUUACAGUCCAUUUAGACCGCAGAACCACUCGCAGAAGACAUGGGUUUGUCAUUCAGUUUAAUUGUAAAUGGCUCACAAAGUAGAAGAUUACAGAGCAGCAGUACAUUAAAUGUUGCAAUAUCACCAGAUGGAAAAAAGGGACCUCUCUACACCUUUGUACCAUUAAGUAACAGCAACUGUAUGAAUUUACCAGCAUGCUUUGUAUUGAAACUCAACAAACCAAUGCCAUUGUCUACGAUACUUUUUAAGAGGCUAGCAAUCAAUCAUAGCAUGGCAUCAGCUGAACCGCUUAAUUCGUUAAUAUGUCGGCAUGCUCAGGACCCAACGUUACUUUUAGAUACCAGACCAAACUCGCAUAAUAAAUUCUAUGUGACUUUGCCAGGUGAGCAGCACUGUUACUUCAUCAAUGAAUGCAAUAAAGAUAUGAAAGGUGUAAUUGUAUCAACUAUUCCACUCACCUGUACAAGUCAAGCUAUUACCAUAGUUACAGCAUUAAGACAACAAGCAGUGUACAACACACUCCUUGCCAGCUGUGUACGCUCAGAUACUUGUAAAGAUGAAUCUGAUGUUUCAUUAUUUGAAGUUGUAACAGUUACGCAAAACAAGUUAACAAUAACAUUUGAACAUCCAGCCAAAAUAGGAAUGGCUUGUGUUCAGAUGGACCUUACUGAUGGUUCUGAUGUAAAGUGUGUUAUUCAUACCCCCCAUGGCGAAGAACCACUUUGCUGCAAUACUUAUGCAACCAAAGUUCUGCAAAGUUUCAGUUGAUAGGGUGUAUUCGCAGAGUCUAGAACAGUGAAACAACUUUCAUCAGAAAGUUGUCGACAAGAUCCCGAGCUCUGCAAAUGUUGAAAAAUAUGAGAGGCCCUGUCACGGACCAAAUGUUCAGGUUUUGCCAAUAUACACGGAAUUACAUCCAGCACAAACAAAUCUAUAAACUACACGAGACAUGGUCUUUCAUGCUAAACAGAUUACUAAUUUUGUAAGAUUUGAAAACCAUAACAAUGUUUACAUUUUUGCAAAAAAUUUUUUUAUAGUUAUUUAUUUUUACGUUUGAU
This is a messenger RNA of Anneissia japonica, 1234 nucleotides long. RefSeq names its product mediator of RNA polymerase II transcription subunit 1-like. The record is from RefSeq and is a predicted model, not a curated record. The transcript is spliced from 8 exons. The coding region runs from base 216 to 944 and encodes 242 amino acids. Gene Ontology annotation, biological process: regulation of transcription by RNA polymerase II. Gene Ontology annotation, cellular component: mediator complex. Lineage: Eukaryota; Metazoa; Echinodermata; Crinoidea; Comatulida; Comatulidae. Gene Ontology annotation, molecular function: transcription coregulator activity.